AGAUAUAUUCUACGAAAAUGGGCAAGAUGAAUAGUUUGUGGUAAAACUACGCAGGUUUUUGAAUACCUAAAGCCAAAAAUUUCAUAAUAAAUUGAUUCUUAACCCUUUUUCGGCAAUUUUACAACUACAUCACUAAUCUCCUGACGUCAAAAACUCGAAGAACACAAGAAACGGAAAUACUUGGAUUGACGUCACACGAAACAUAUAAGAGCUACAAAAUCGAUAUAAAGCAGCAAGGAGGGAGGAGGUGCCUUGGAAGAGCACGGAGCAGAAACAAAUAGGAAGUGUUUCGAUUAAAUUCCGAUCUGUUUUCGACGAUUUGAAUGAAAGCUGAAACUCUCCCACUAAGACCACUUUCAAAUGGAACAACUGAAGCCAUUGAUGAUUCUAAGAGAUGGAAACGACGUCAUUUAGUGGCAGUUUUGGCAAUGUUUGGAUUUGCUUUUAUUUACGGUACACAAAUCACUUUGAGCAAUACAUUUAUGGAAGAUGAACAGAAAGUCAACAAAACAAAAAUUCCUGACUCCCAUGAGGACGCCGCACCGGUGCCGUCACUCACGCCGCAUGUAUCCGAAUUUAACGUUCGGCGCUGAACCCCGAACGUGACGGCCACUUCCAAAUAACUACAUGUCUUCACUACGUUCUAACCUAAGAAUUUAUUGGACAAGCUGUGUUUCUCUUCUUAGUUACAACUACCUCCAACUCAAUUCUUCUUGUUACCCUUUUUUCCAUUUCUUCCGGAUUCGGUGGAAUUUGCUGGAGUGGAUUCCUAGUAAAUCAUCUCGACUUGGCACCACAGUAUGCUGGACACCUGAUAGCCUUGUCACACACAUUGGCAACAAUUCCUGCUAUUUUCGGUCCCUCUUUAAUUAAGGCAAUUGUGAAGCAUGGUACAAUCGAUGAAUGGAAUGUAAUCAUGUACGGCGGUAUCAUUGCCUAUCUUUUUGGAGCUAGCAUUUUCUGGAAGUUUGCAGACGCCAAUAUUCAACCAUGGGCCACACAAAUAAAUUCUAAAGCUUGAACUUUUUCUCUUGAUUUCUAUUUGUUCCGAGCAUUUGGUACACGAAUAAAGUUCGUUCUUGACUU
This is a messenger RNA of Caenorhabditis elegans, 1086 nucleotides long. It is a transcript of the gene ZK54.3, whose product is annotated as MFS transporter. NCBI's taxonomy places the organism in Eukaryota, Metazoa, Nematoda, Chromadorea, Rhabditida, Rhabditidae. The record is from RefSeq and is marked reviewed. Bases 324 to 593 code for a protein of 89 amino acids. The transcript is spliced from 5 exons.